AUGAGUGAGACGUUGAGCAGCCUGCUCGGCUACAUUUCCAUCGCCUGUUGGAUCGUGGUCUACUCACCGCAGAUCAUCGAAAAUUACCGUCUCCAAUCUGGGGAAGGCAUCAGCAUCGGAUUUGUUAUUAUCUGGCUUCUUGGAGACUUGUUCAGCCUAGGGGGUGCUUUGCUCGCAAGGCUCAUCCCCACAAUUAUCAUCCUCGCGUUAUAUUAUUCUAUCUGCGACGUCGUCUUGCUCUUCCAGAUUUACUACUAUCGCUGGAAGGGCACCGCGAGAUUUGAGAGAUCCGACCCGGCCAGAGUCGCGGGUUUGUCCGAAAGAACAAACGAAGAAGCCCCCUUGCUGCCGCCUGAACAUGCACACGAAGUCGAGAACAAACCCUCGCCCGCGCUCCAAACAUGCGCGAAGUACGGAGCUGCGCUCCUAAUCGUCUACGCCUCUGGGGCCGCCGCAUGGUGGGUGAGCACGCGCAUUAACACAGGCAAGCCGAGCACGAAACCCGGAGAAGUACUCGAGUGGCGUAGUCAGGUCAUGGGCUGGAUCAGCGCCGUCCUUUACCUUGGAGCCCGGCUUCCACAGAUCAGCGAGUUUAUCCACUGCAUGUCAACGUCGAAGCUGUCUAACGAUGCCCCAGGGAAGAACUUUGUCACAAAGUGCGAAGGACUCUCGCCGGGACUGUUCAUGUUCUCGAUCUCUGGGAACACCACAUAUGCGUUGUCUAUCAUCGCGGCCUCGGUUGAGCCGCGGUAUCUGAUCGCGAACGCCAGCUGGCUUGCGGGGAGUGGGCUGACUGUUUUCCUGGACGUCUUCGUCCUGGGCCAAUUUUACUACUACCGUUCGACAGAGCAAGCGAGUGUGCGCGCCGAAACGUGA
This is a messenger RNA of Punctularia strigosozonata HHB-11173 SS5, 876 nucleotides long. Its product is annotated as PQ-loop-domain-containing protein. The record is from RefSeq and is a predicted model, not a curated record. Gene Ontology annotation, cellular component: fungal-type vacuole membrane. The transcript is spliced from 7 exons. Gene Ontology annotation, biological process: basic amino acid transmembrane export from vacuole. Bases 1 to 876 code for a protein of 291 amino acids. NCBI's taxonomy places the organism in Eukaryota, Fungi, Basidiomycota, Agaricomycetes, Corticiales, Punctulariaceae.